Symbiodinium sp. CCMP2456 is the source of this 719-nucleotide messenger RNA. Lineage: Eukaryota; Dinophyceae; Suessiales; Symbiodiniaceae. The record is from the annotation of a GenBank genome assembly.
GUACUCCGGACCUGCCUGCGCUUCACGGACAGUGCUCGACGGUGGCAGGUGCUCCAGUCACUGUCUGCAAUGUGGCGGGUGAGCGACUGCUCCAAGUGUCUCUGAGGGAGUGCCCGACAGCUGCUGAGCUGAAACGACUCCUGCAGCAGCAGCUCUCGGUUCCAUCGCUUCGCCUGCGGCUUCUGGCGAACUGUUCACCCGAGCUGCUGGAGGAGGAUCUCGAGCUCGAAUCGCUGCCGAUGCCGAGGGAGCUCACGGCUGUGGUGCUCAACUACAAGCCAGAGUUCACCGUGGAAGUGUUGAAUGCUGCAGAGGACGGUGAUGUGGGUCUCACGCAGAAGCUUCUCGAGAAGCUGGCGGACCCAAAUGGCAGCGAAGGCGAAGGUUGGACUCCUUUGCACAUCACCACUCUGAAUGGGCACUUGGAGGUCGCUCGCUGCUUGCUGUCUGCUGGGGCGGACUUGGGCCGCAGAAAUGCUGACGGUGGCAGUGCACUUCACGUGGCGGCUUGGACGGGAAACCUUGAGCUCAUGAAACUGUUGUUUGCAUCAAGAGCAGAUCCGGAGAAGCCGCAGAACGAAGGGUGGACGCCCUUGCACAUCGCGAGCCGGAACGGUCAUGCACAGAUCGUGCAGUGGCUGCUCUUCGACUUGGGAGUUAAUGCAUACCAGCGGGUGGAUGCUGGCUGGAAGCUCUGCUUCAAGAGUUCAGCCCUCUAG